GACUUUCAGCUCUAUUUCAAUGGCCGCAGGGGCACAUAAACAAGAUUGUUUUUGUUUGUGAUAAUUUCAUUCCAAUGACGAGUUCCGAAUUCCCGCUGCUUGCGCUGCUUUGUUUGCUACUGACCCUGGAAAACUCCCUGAUCUCCGGCCAGAUGAUGUCCUCGCUGGUGAAGCCGGGCAUCUUCCGGCACCUGAUGUGUCGCAACAACAUGUACCCGCGCAGCUCUGUCCUCCGAUACCCGGUGUCCGACGAGCAGGUCUUCUGGUCCGAGCCGUUUCCGGAUUACUGCCCGCCGGUGUAUACCUCGCCACACAUUGGCGGCCAGGUGUGGGCCGAUCCUCCGCUGCCCAGCGACACGUUCCGGCCGCAGUGGAACCAGCUGGAUGGCCAGGUCAACCGCGAGUCCUUCCAUGGCGCGUACAAGCUGCAGAAUGGACUGCCGCUCAAUCCCAUCGGACGCACUGGUCUGAGUGGACGUGGUUCUCUGGGCCGAUGGGGUCCCAAUCAUGCCGCUGACCCCAUAGUCACACGCUGGAAGCGAAACGACCAGGGAGCCGUUGUGGCCAACCCAACCAGCGGAAAAAAUAUCCUACAGAUGGUGGCCAUACAGCGGUCUGACAACAAGCUGUGGGCCAUUCCCGGCGGCAUGGUCGAUCCCGGUGAGAAUGUCAGCGUCACCCUCAAGCGGGAGUUCACCGAGGAGGCGCUGAACUUCACGGACAAGGCCAAUAUGGUGGAGCAGUUCUUCCACGAGGGUGGCGUACAAGUGUACCAGGGAUAUGUGGACGACUUCCGCAACACGGAUAACGCUUGGAUGGAGACCACGGCGCUCAACUUCCACGAUGAGGACGGCAGCAAAGUGGGUCAAUUGGAGCUAAUGGCUGGCGACGACGCCACCAAUGUGCGCUGGACGGACGUCGACUCGGAUCUCAAGCUGCACGCCAAUCAUGCCGACAUUGUCCGAGAGGUGGUCAUCCGCAGGAAUGCGCACUGGUAGAGACCAGCACAAGCCAUGCCAUAAUCCAUGCAUAACUCACUCAAAUGUAGAAUAGUUCGCGCAGAAAAAAUAAUUUGGAAUUCCUAACGAAAAUGAUUUAAUGAACCCCUCGAAUUUAACAACAAAAAUUCCUUUAUUGUAUCGUUUAUUUCAGACUAUUCAUAUUCAUGUGUCACUGGGUGCAGAUAUUAUAAAUUACAAAACAUGUC
Messenger RNA from Drosophila biarmipes, 1207 nucleotides. Its product is annotated as ADP-ribose pyrophosphatase, mitochondrial. The record is from RefSeq and is a predicted model, not a curated record. NCBI's taxonomy places the organism in Eukaryota, Metazoa, Arthropoda, Insecta, Diptera, Drosophilidae. Gene Ontology annotation, molecular function: ADP-ribose diphosphatase activity. The coding region runs from base 75 to 998 and encodes 307 amino acids. The transcript is spliced from 2 exons.